This is a messenger RNA of Oikopleura dioica, 609 nucleotides long. NCBI's taxonomy places the organism in Eukaryota, Metazoa, Chordata, Appendicularia, Copelata, Oikopleuridae. The record is from the annotation of a GenBank genome assembly.
AUGACUUCAGAAACUCAAGAGAAAGUAGAAAAAGAGGAUGAACAGACGAAAAUUCAGAAGAUUUAUGACCACACAAGGAUUAUAACCCAUCGCGAGCAGCGGCUCAAAGUAAACUUCCUGCUUCUAGUCUACUGGUUUCCCGCCUAUAUCUACGACUACUGGCUUCAGUUUCCCAGCUACGACGGCGUCCAUGUCUUUUCCGACUUUCUCUCCAACUGGGGACAGACCAUCAUUCUUCUUCACUUGCUUUUCUCGCUCUUCAUGGACCUCAUUCCCGACGAAGACAGGGACAGCUUGAAGUUUUAUCACAACAUUUUCACGCAAAUCGCAGUUGUUCAGGCUUUCAUCGUAUCCGCUCUGUUCUGGGGACUACUCGGGGACCGACCGAUGGACUGGCAGUCGAUCCACGAGCAUGCAAUCAACGUUAUCGUGAUGAUGACGUCCUAUUUUGUCUCCGAAGUGCGAUUCCGAAAGCGCGACUGUGUGAUCUUUUACGGCUACGGGUGGCUCUACAUGGCGAACACUUACUGGGCGUAUUUGCGAAACCGCGACUCGAUUUACUCGAUUCUUGCGUGGGGCGAAACUGAUAAGCCGAGUACCUUCCCUUGA